Messenger RNA from Eimeria tenella, 4359 nucleotides. RefSeq lists its product as uncharacterized. The coding region runs from base 1 to 4359 and encodes 1452 amino acids. Lineage: Eukaryota; Apicomplexa; Conoidasida; Eucoccidiorida; Eimeriidae. The record is from RefSeq and is a predicted model, not a curated record. The transcript has 14 exons.
AUGAAGGAAACCCCAGCUUUUUCCCGAGCACCGCCUCCUGCACGUGUUGCUACAUCUAACACAGGUGUUGCCGCAGCUCCAAACGGGGCUGCACUACCGGCAGAUCCGUUUGUUUCUCUUCUUCGGUCGGUGGAUCGCUGCUCGAAAGGGUUAGAUUUGUCUUGCGCCUGCUGCAAUGGAAGCCCCCAGCAGCUGCCGACAGCACCAGAACGGAGACACAUAUCGGGUUGCUGUUGCCGCAAUGACCAGCAGCAAAUGUUGCGCCAGGAAAUGCAAAGCACGCUAUCGCUCUUCAAGAUGUUGCUGCAGGUUGAUGCCUUAGGGUACAAGCUGCAACACCAGAUUAUGCAGGUGUUCCCCUCACCAGAUGCUGUAGUAGCAACAGAUGCCAGCGCUAUUCAUAGUCUGCGGGAGGACCUGACCGACAAAUCUAUCAUUUCUGAAGGCCAAGCGUUUCUGUUAAUGUUUUCUAAGUAUCGUUCUCUGAGAUGCCUCCUGGCGGUUCGGUUGUGGCUACAACAACAGGAACAGCUGCGGGAUGCAGCAGCUGCUCUUGGCCGCGGGGACUUCGCUCUCAGUGCUGCAGAUUUUCAGCAGCAGCUCUCUACCUGCGGGCGCUCCACAGCACAAAAGACGUUUUAUCACAUGGAUUGGCCCUACGCCCUUCCCACGCAAGACCCUCAGCAGAUCCAGCGUCAAUUAGUAUUAUCGGGAGAAUCAGUUGCUUCAAAAGGCAAAAAUGCUCGUGCUGCUGCUGCUGUAGCGUGCCCCUCCGUUGCUGCUGCUGACCGGAGGGCAACGAGCUGUCUCUUCAUGUCCAUCUGGAGACGGCUUCGAGCGGGCCAAAUAAAAACAGCAGAGGCGCUGGCAGCAGCCAAAGGGGCGUCGUGGCUUGUGCACGUCUUAAGGGGCGGAGAGGCUUGGCUAGAGACGCAUGGCACUGAGGAUUUCUGUCUACCUGGCGCUGGCGGCCUUUUCAACCCUGAGGAAAUCGAGUUCCUAUCCAAUGCCUCGUGGAUACUACGAAGUGCAUUGUGGCCAUGUGGACGUACGGUGAAGGAUCUACUGGAGGAGAGCAGCAGCUGCUGCAGAAAACGGGCUGCUUUAGAUGAAUAUCUUGAGACUGCUUUGGGUAUUGAAACGCAGGACACAGCGGUUACUGACGUCAGCAGCAGCAGUACAGCCUUGUUCACUGGAGCUGACGCAUCUGACCUUGGGAGACAAGGAGAGGGAAAGACUCAGCGCGGGCUGCUAGAGUAUGCGUGCAGCCUUAUCCUCCACAGCAGCACCGAGAAUCUGGGUAGCAGUAGCUUCUGGACAAACACAUCUGAAGGCGGCAUGAGUAGACGCAGCACCAACAGCUCCAACGGCCAAUUUGGCCUAUGCGGAAGUCAUUACUGUAUGAGUCAGGAAGAAGCUGGAGUGUAUGGAUUUAUCUUGGGGGAUCUGGAGACCCUUCUGACUCUUGCAGAGAAUUGGGGAGAUGCGAUGUUUGCUGUUUGUCACGCUAUGCAUGAAGAACUAGCAGGAACUCUAGUGCAGAUGCUGAGGCGACAACAACCCCACGGCCUCUACCGUGGAGAAGUUGCUGCUGUUUCAGCAGCACCCGCUGCAGGAGCUGCUGCCGCAGCUGGAUCACUCUACAAAGCUCAUUCGCUUUUCUCGCACAGAAAGCACUGCGAUAUGUUGCAGCCGAAGCAACAGGAGCAGUGCCCACGAACACUGCAGCAACAGCUCGGCAGCUGUUGGAUAGGGAGCUGUGACGUUUUGCAGCUACUUCCUCGUUUUUCUGCUGCGGUUACCGCAGCAAGAGGCGACCAGGCUGACGCUCUCUUGCACGGCGUCAAGAACGCGAUGCCGCCUGCAACAUCGGCAGCUGAGGCAGCAACCUCAAGGGCAACUGGACUUCCAGAGGCUGCAGCUUUAGAUAGAACUGUCGCAGCGCUCGUAUCUCGCAUCCUACAGAAUUUGUCACUACUCUCUGACUCGCUGUGCAGCAGCAAAAGCGGCAAGCUGCGCAUCGCAACAGAACAGCGGGAUUCCUUCCGGCAGCUACAGAUACAACUAAUAUCUGCGUACAUGGAAAUGCCAGUUGCGGCCCUUGAUGGUCAUCAGACUAGAGCAACUAACACUGCUUCAACAGGAGAGGUACAUGCGGCAAAUGCGACAAAUAAUGCACAUGAAGAAGGAUCACACACGCUGGAGCUGCUGCAGCAGCUCCAGCAGCUUGUCAGCAACGGCGCAACAGUCUGCUGUUCUAAAUCUGGCGACGGUAACUUUGUAUUGAACUCUACCGGAACGAACCCGGAGGUACAGCGGUUUGCUGCACUGUUGCUUUGCGCCCUUCGCGAGAUCGGCCAACAACAGUCGCAGAGGCAGCAGCUGCUGCCGCAGCGUCCACAGCAUUGUGCUGUUGCGAACGCUGUGGUUCUGCAGCGCCAUAGUCUCUUCUCCGUAGAUUCGGAAUUGUGCGAUGAGAUUAUUGGGCAGUAUGUCUUUGACGCUUUGGACAGCCGUGGUCCGCUCGAUUACUGCAUUGCGCGCUUUACACAGCAGCUCUCUCCCCAUCGACGAGCCGUGCUGGUGGGUGAGGUCUUGUGGCGACGCAGCGCUUCCUGGGGUGGCGCCUCUGAUGACCGCCUGGACGCAUUUGUUGCAUGGAUGUGCAACAGUUUUCCGGCUGACGUGCUGGCGAUCGCUGGCCGCGUGUCGGAGCUGUUGUGGGAGUGCGCAGCAGAGCUGCUUCCGGCUCUAAACACGGCGGCUCCUUUCACUGAAGCAGAGAGGCUCCAGCAGCACGUUGAAGAGAAGCGGGUUUUGCGUGGCGUUCAGUUCCUGCUACAGAUGCUAUUGUCUAUUUUUGGCUUUUUUUAUCUCGAAUACCCGAUGAGGACCAGAGCUGCCUUGCCGCUGCUUCGCUUGGCACGUACACCGCAGCGUUCGCUUGCUGCAGCAGCUGCAGCUGCUCAAGCUGGUCCUGCUGUAGGAUCAGCAGCAGUGGCCUUCCCUGUAACCUCUAACAACGCGAACAACGCCGACGACUGGCUGAGAAUGGAUCAGCAGCAUGCAGUUUGCCUCUUAGGCUGCUAUUGCCUUUCACUUUGCUGCUAUGCAGGCUUCAUUGGCAUGGCUGUGGAAGCUGCUGCAGCGCGUCGUUCUUCAGUACACAGUGCCGCUGCUGCUGCCCUUCCAGCUACAGCUGCGUCGUCUGCUGUUACUGCGUCUGCUUUGGAUGAUUUUUUUGAGGGUGCAGAAGGUGCUGAGACAAAGAGCAGACGCCACUGCACAGUCGCUGAGUGGCUGCAGCAUGCGCUGCUACCAGGCCUUGUAGUGCCUGUAAUUGUUGAGUCUUUGGCUCUCUGUAAACGCAGCAGCAGCAGCUGUAGCAGCAGCACGUCUGAUAGUCCAUUCUUGGGAGAGAAUCUCGCAGGCGUGGGUAUUCCGCUCCAAAAUGCCGACGGGCCGUGUGACAGCAGCAGUAGCAUCGAGGACAGGAACAAGGAGGAUCCUUUUGCAUGUAGCCCCGAGCUGCUGCUGGCUGCACCUCUGGCGACAUCCCUUUCGGAGUGCCUGCGUUGCCUUCGUCAGGAACAAAUGCAGCUGAGGACAAGUGAGUACCGACUGCCUCUACUACCACUGCAGCAGUUUACUGCGCUCGAGGCCUUUGCAGUGCUUCUGAAGGGAGCUGCUGCUGCUGCUGCUUCCAGUGGCAGCAGUUGCAGAAGGCCUGAUGACCAGUCAUUCGCUACUGCUGUUCCGCGAAAGCAGCAAACUCAGCGAGUUGCUGAUGCACUGCUCUCGAUAGUUUCGGAAAAUCGCAAUUUUUACUUUCCACUUCUGCAAGAUCAGCAGCAACAACAUGUGAACCGCACUGCUGCUGCUGCUGAGCUGGGACAGCAGCUCCAGGUACUGCAAAUGUCGCAAAGGCUAGGGGCCCUUGAACAGCAGUAUAAUGCUGAAUCGGGGGCGCCCAUGAGCAUGCAGUGCCAACAGGAACACCAGGAGCGGAAGAUGCUUCGGGCACUUCAGCUGGAGGAGCAACAGCUGCAGCAACAGCAGCACGAGCUGCAGCAGCGGUUCUACAUGCCGGUGUGGUGUGAAGGCAUUGGUUUAUCAGAUGUGGGCAUAGAAUACGAAAACUCAGUAGCGGCAACGGCAGCAAUUUUACCAAGCGUACGGUCUCGUUUACUUGCAGACCUUGUACUGUGCGCUGCGGCUGACGGCCACAGCGACCAGCACUUCCUUAGCAGCAGCCGCAGGGCGCUGAGGCACGAGCCAACGAUAAUUAUGAGAAUUAUGGUGAAGCCUCUUUGUUGCUCAAGAGAUCAUCGGGAAGAAGAGGCAGACGAGCAAAGCUGA